UCAUGCGCAUGUUCAUGCAUGUGCAUUCUCCUAUAAAUAUAUCAAUUUUGGAAAAUCCUAUUGCCAUAUGUUAAGCCAAAUAACACUACAUUUCUAGAAUUCCUCUCUAAUUAAGUUUUUAUUUAUUUUAUUUUGUGAUGGCGAAGAUUGCCAUUGGCAACGCCGCCGAGGCUUACCAGCCGGAGACCCUUCAAGCAUUGGUAGUCGAGUUCAUCGUCACCUUCCUUUUCGUAUUUGCCGGUGUCGGCUCCGCCAUGGCCACCAAUAAGUUGAAUGGGGAUCCACUAGUGGGACUGUUUUUCGUGGCGAUGGCGCAUACUCUAGUAGUGGCGGUGAUGAUUUCGGCCGGCUUUCGCAUCUCUGGCGGCCACCUCAACCCUGCCGUCACCCUCGGCCUCCUCGUCGGCGGCCACAUCACGGUGGUGAGGUCCAUUCUUUAUUGGAUUGAUCAGUUGUUGGCUUCGGUCGCCGCUUGUGCUUUGCUCAACUAUAUGACCGGAGGGAUGGUAAGACUUAUUUUAAUAUUACAUCCACUUCAAAAAGAUAUAAUUAAAAAAAAAAAGUACUAUGUAAAUGAGUUGUCACAAAGUCAAGAUUCAACGAAUAUUCUAUGAU
This is a messenger RNA of Salvia hispanica, 615 nucleotides long. NCBI's taxonomy places the organism in Eukaryota, Viridiplantae, Streptophyta, Magnoliopsida, Lamiales, Lamiaceae. The record is from RefSeq and is a predicted model, not a curated record.